AUGCAAAUCUUGCCCGACUGUACGAUCGCGUAUGGGCAAUCUGACGAGUACAGUUUCGUGCUCCGGCCGGACACGUCAGUUCACGGCCGUCGUCGACAAAAACUCGUUUCAUUAGCCGUCUCCAAGUUCACCGCUGUCUAUCAGUUCUACUGGGCGCACUUCUUCCCCAACACAGCGCUACUGUACCCAGCUGUCUUUGAUGGGCGACUGGUCCUCUACCCGACUGAGAAAAUACUAAGAGAUUAUCUCGCGUGGAGACAGGUCGAUUGUCACAUCAACAACCUUUACAACACCACCUUCCAUGCGCUGAUCCAGAAACAAGGUUUGACGCCGAGCGAGUCUGAAAAGCGCCUCUCAAAAACUCUCUCAAAGGGAUCAGGGAUCAAUUAUAAUGACGAGAAGGAAAUAUUCAAAAAGGGAUCGGUUCUUAUUGGAGCUGAAAAUAGAAAGGAGGAUGAAGGAGAAAUAGACUCUUGGGAAGCCCAUACGAGCGAAGAAAAGAAGCACUUGCAGAAGCGUCAAGUUCUAGUGCUGCACGUCGACAUCAUAAAAGACUCAUUUUGGGAGAGAUAUCCGAACCUGUUAUUGCCGUUAGAUGAGGUCAAGAAAGCCAGAAAAAGACAGUUAGGAGCUGCAAAUGACUUAAGCUUGCCAUCUCGAAACGAGCCGGUAAGCUUCACCUGUCGCCCUGUGACGGGAACCAUUGGAGACCUUCUUGAGCAAAUCAAGGAAGAAGAUCGUGGCGUAGAUCACGCUGCUAUUUAUGCUCAGGGCGAGAUUCGUCUAGCCUCCGCAACGACUAUCAGCCAGCUCCUGACGAUGGGCGACUUCCAGCUUCGAAUCAACGACAUCCGUCAUCAAAUUCAGCUCCCAGAUGAUCAAAUCGCCCGGUUGCUACUUGUCAAUGAAGACAACGAGAUGGCAGCUAUCAAGCAACUUGUCCACUCGCUUCACUCAUCGCUCGGAAUCGCCGAAUUCCAGUUCCAACACCAUAAGAAGCUUACUGCCAAACGAGAUGAAAUCAUGGAAAAGUUGAAGAAGUGCCAACUCGUCAAGCAAAAAAUCGACGAGGAUGCGAUUAUAUUCUCGAGCAGAAUGCACACCGGAGCAAUGAUUGGAAUGAGCGUUCUCUGGGGAAUCAUGGCCAGAUUGACUUGGUGGGAGUAUUCUUGGGACGUGAUCGAACCCGUAACGUUUUUCGUCACUUAUGGUGGAGCGAUUUGCUGUUAUACCUUUUAUCUGGCGACAAAGACACUACCUGACUAUGAAGACAUGACGAAUAGAUGGCAACUUUUGAAAACCCAUAAGCUUUCAAAGAAGCGUGGUUUUUCAAUUGAAGAAUAUAACACUCUAUCUCACGAAUAUGCUCUUGUAUGUGAGCAAAUUGACCGUCUUGAAGACGAGUUACAGCUUUUACUGACAGAAGAAGCCGAGUACGAAGACGAUGCCGAAGCAACGGACUCAUUCCUCGACUUUUAA
Messenger RNA from Oikopleura dioica, 1479 nucleotides. NCBI's taxonomy places the organism in Eukaryota, Metazoa, Chordata, Appendicularia, Copelata, Oikopleuridae. The record is from the annotation of a GenBank genome assembly.